Aspergillus nomiae NRRL 13137 is the source of this 1026-nucleotide messenger RNA. RefSeq names its product glycoside hydrolase family 16 protein. The record is from RefSeq and is a predicted model, not a curated record. Gene Ontology annotation, biological process: fungal-type cell wall organization; carbohydrate metabolic process. The coding region runs from base 1 to 1026 and encodes 341 amino acids. Gene Ontology annotation, molecular function: hydrolase activity, hydrolyzing O-glycosyl compounds; glycosyltransferase activity. Gene Ontology annotation, cellular component: fungal-type cell wall. Lineage: Eukaryota; Fungi; Ascomycota; Eurotiomycetes; Eurotiales; Aspergillaceae. The transcript has 3 exons.
AUGACUCUUUCAUCGGCUUUGAAGUGGUCUGCGACAGCAGUUGCUCUAGUAGCACAGUUGUGCACUGCGCAAACCUACACUAGCUGUAACCCUCUAAAGAAGACCUGUCCCGCAGAUGCAGGCCUGGCAAACUCCACCUUAUAUACUGACUUCACCUCGGGUGAGUCAGCUUUCAAGUACUGGAACACCACGGCUGGCACAGUGAGCAGCACAUCACUGGGUGCUGAGUUUUCUAUCGACGAGCAGGGCGAUGCUCCCACCAUAGAGAGCGAGUUCUACAUAUUCUUCGGUUAUGUAGAAAUGAAGAUGAGGGCUGCCAAUGGCACCGGCAUUGUCAGCACGCUAGUGAUCGAAUCUGACGAUCUUGACGAGAUCGACUGGGAACAAGUCAGCUCCUAUGAUAACCAAAUCCAAACCAACUACUUUGGCAAGGGCAACACCACUUCGUACGAUCGCGCCACUACAGUGACCGUGUCUACGCCCGAAGAGACAUUCCACACCUACGCGAUCAACUGGACUUCAAGCAAAAUCGAAUGGCUCGUCGAUGGAAGCGUUGUCCGAACCCUUAACUACGCCGAUGCGCUGGAUGGCGAAAACUUCCCCCAGACCCCGUCCCGGAUCAAGAUCGGUAUCUGGGCUGGCGGUGACCCCGACAACGAGGAGGGUACCAUUGAAUGGGCCGGUGGGGAGACCGACUAUGAUGACAGCCCUUUCACCAUGUAUGUGGAGUCGAUCAAGGUUAUCAACUACAACCCUGCCAAGUCGUAUACCUACACCGAUAAGACUGGCUCCUACACCAGCAUCAAAGCAUCGAAUGUGUCAACUGCUUCGAACUCGACAACAUCCACGACUUCUCUGUUCCGUACGAACACCAUCUCGUCCAGCAAUAGCUCGUCCUCGUCCUCCAGUGCCAGUGCCGCAUCCAGCACUGCCUCCAGUGGUGCUUCCACGCUGUCAAGCUCCUGCCUCGGUGCUGCAUUUGUGGUUGCGCUCGUCACCAUGGCUACUGGCAUGCUCCGUAUUUAA